Messenger RNA from Xenopus tropicalis (tropical clawed frog), 3599 nucleotides. RefSeq names its product coiled-coil domain-containing protein 170. The record is from RefSeq and is a predicted model, not a curated record. The transcript is spliced from 13 exons. The coding region runs from base 168 to 2504 and encodes 778 amino acids. NCBI's taxonomy places the organism in Eukaryota, Metazoa, Chordata, Amphibia, Anura, Pipidae.
AGGAACUAGGCACACCUUCUCUGCUCAUAACAGAAACCUAUAUUGCACAGGACAACUCACCUGGGAAUGUUCCUGUGUUUUGGCAAAACAGAGAGAAACAGAGGAGCUUGAAAGAAAGGCACAGCUAAGAAGAUUUUCAGUUCACUUGUGCUGUGCAGCCUGUAAAUAUGUCAGGUCCAUACAGCUUCCUAAAUCAGGAUGACAUCGAGAAGUUAUUUGAGCAUAAUACAUCACCCAGUAGAUCACAGACAAAAUUCACAGGUUCUCGCAGAUCUCAAGAGCUUCAAGAGAAGGAGAGUUUAUAUGCUAAUGACGAAGACAGAUUUCCAACAAAUGCAAGGCACUUCCCUGGUAACAGAGUUUUUGACAGCCUUGGAGAAGUCACAAUACCUUAUGACCCAGAGUUGGAAUUCUCAUCUUCUAGAGAUCAACUUAUGCACUACAGAAGGGCUGCAGAGGCUUCACAUAGUGAAUAUGCCGCCUUGCUGGUGAAAAAUAAUAGUCUGCAAGCUGAGGUGUCUGAUCUUAAAAGCAGGCUGGCAGCUAAAGACGUUUUCCUCCAGAAAGUGAAAGAUGAAUUAGUGAGCUACAAAGAAAACAAUGCACGCCAGUUAUCCCAGAUUCAUUCUCUUAAAGACCACAUCAAGGAAUUGGAGUAUAUGAGCGCAUCUGUUAAUAGUGGGAAAGCAGAGACAAAUGUCGAGCUCUGUGCCCUGAGAAGGGAUAAUAAAGAGUUGAAUGAAAGAGUUCAAGAACUAGAAAACAGAAUUAGAAUGCACCUAAUUGAACGAGAGAAAACAGAACAGAAAUUUAAUGGGCUAGAAAAGAAAAUGAAGGAAAGUAUUGGGAAAUUGUGCUCCUGUUUGAAUAUGGAUGUUGAGGAACAGGAAGAUCCCCUGAACAUUCUGCUAACAAAGGUUGAAAAGCUAAUAAAAGAGCAUUUUGUGCAAAAAUCUAAAUUGUCAAGUCUGGAGGAAGUGCUGGCUGGAAGACAAGUGGAAUAUAAAGCCAGUCGAGAAACUAUUGUACAACUGGUUUCAGAGAUCGACAAACACAAGAAAACUGUGGCAGUGCUUGAGGCACAACUAAAGAGUAUAAAGAGGGAACGAGAUGAAACACUACUGGCCAAACAAAGUGCAGAGCAAGAAAAGGAGCUUCUACUAGGGAAAAUAAAAGACAACCAUAAAGAAUGGAGCAGUUUUCAACAGGAGCUGGUGAGAAAAGAAAAAAAACUAAAUGAGCUGGACAGAACUUUACGGACAUCUGAUUACGAAGCUAAGGCUUCUCAUAGCCUGCACCAAAGCUUUAUAAUACAGCUUGCUACAGUACUCAGUAAUGGCUUUAUUACUGUACCUAGAACAGAGGAAGCCAUUAAGGAACGAAUACAAGAGAUUUGCAGUCGUGAACAGGAAUGGAAAGUGACUACAGAUGAGCUUCAGGAAAAGGUCCUCAAACUAACAAAACAGUUAGACCAACAGCGUGAUCUAUAUCAUGAAGCAGUUACUAAGGCAUAUAAAGCGGAAGAAAUAUUACAGGAAAACCAAGAAUCACUUAAACACUUAAAAGGAAAACUUACUUCUGAAGAGAUGAUUAAAGAUGGUUUUAAUUCAGAAAGGAAAAAGCUAAAGAAGUUUUUACUGCAGAUGGCAGAAAAGUUAAAUGUCGUUCAAGAUAUAUCAUCAGGCAGUCUGACGUCGCAGUAUGAAGUACUACUAAACAGAGCAGAGGAGGUUACAGAAAGGGACAAAGGUUUUCUGAAGGAUAGCAAAACUCUUAUUUAUAAUCUCCAGAAAAAGAUUACUUCCCAGGCAGAAAAAAUAGAGUUAAAAUCUACAAAAAUCGAACAACUAGAAAAGAAGAUCAAACAAUUAGAAAAGGAAAAAGAGCAACAACUUUUAUUGAGCGCAGAAAACUCAGGAAGCCUGACAGCCCAAAAAUUGCAGAAGAAGGUCGAGAGACUUCAGGGACAGCUCAGUGAAAUGAAAAUUACUACUCAAACCCUGACUGCUCAGCUUGUCGAUAUGAGUGAUCUAAAGGAGCGAAACAUGCAGCAAAAGAAAACGAUAGAAGAACUCAGCAGAGCUUUAGAGAAACUGGAGAAAAUUAAGGAAAAAGCUGCUAAAAAGGUGGUGAGCCUAAAGACUGAGCUGGACUACAGUGAGCAUGAGUUUCGAGGAGAUAAAGAAAGGUGCCAACACAUGGUAGAGGCAGUCACUAAUGAGCUGCACACAGCCAAAAGAGCACUUGAGGAGGUAGCAAAGAGGGAGAAACAGCUUGUUUACUUCCGAGAAGCCAUUACAAGGAUGAUGGGAUUUAAUUUAAACACUUUGGCCGUGCCAGACCAUGAGAUAUUUGAUCAACUAAAGCGUGUUUUGCGAACACAUGGACCUACAGAUCCUGGCAGAGCAGAUCGAUCAAAGCUGCCAUAUGGUUUUAGGACAGGAGAUGGUGAACAAGAGUACACUGUACAACACAUCAGUGCAUUUCAGAAUGCUAGAUAUUAACCAGAGAUUUACUUUCAAUAUUUACCUACACGGUUCAGAAUUAAUUGCUGUUAACUGUUAUAAAAUUCCACACGGGGGCAUACUUGCAGUGUAAGCAAAUGAGUAUGAUUUGUAUGUUGUUUAAGGGUAAAUUAAAUUGUACUAUUCAAGUCUACAAGUACUUUAUUCCCCAUAUACUGUGUAUUCAGGGGUGUAACUUUGGGCCCCAGGUCCCAUUGCAAAACAGUUUUGGAGGCCCCAUAUAUUUAUAAAAUUGUGGGUUACCCAUGAUAUGCAAAAUUGCAGGUGACAUAAGAGCUCUUUCUUUGCCUCUCCUUAUGGGCACCCUGUACCCCUGGCUCCCACAUAUUCGCAGAAUCUUCAUUCCCUCUAGUUAUGCCACUGUGUGUAUUACAUCUUACUUUUUGUGAUCCAUAUGUUGUGUAAGGGUGAAUUAAAUGUUACUAAACUAAUGUGAGUAAUGUUUUUCUCCUAUAUUGUUUUAUAUAGGCUUCAGAAUAGAAAUUCAAACAGUUUUUGUAUGAAUACUAAGUAAGACCGUAUUAGGUACUACUGGUAUUCUUUAUUUCAUAAUAAAACACCACCCAUGGCAGAGCAUUAUAUGAACAAUGGGAGCAUUUUUAUGGUGUUCCAUUUUCAGGAAUGGUAUUACAUUUCAUACACAGCAAUUACUGUUUGUUUUUUAUCAGGAGUAUGUAGAAAGUAAAAGCAGAGGUCUGAUUAGUUGCUAUAGGUAACACUAGCACUAGUUUGGUUUGGAACCUAUAUUGGUAAAUAUGUCCCUCUGUCAUUUUUUUUAGUGCCAUUCACAUUUCUACCUCUCACAUAGGGGCAUAUUUAUCUAAGUAUAAAGGGAAAAGUCAUAACAAAAGUUACCAAAAGAGCAAUCCAAGGGUCACGUUUACAGUCUGGAAUAAAUUGUUGUUGAAAUUGUUUGUGCAAUAAAUGUGUUUUGCUCGGUUUCUGUUUUUGUUACACUGUUUUUAACACUUAAAGAACCCUAUAACAUUUUUGAUCUGUAAUUACAUCUAUACUUCCCUGUAAAUAUGCAUUUGAAUAAUUUGGAAUAAAUAUGAAUUCAUUUGCAGAUCUAAA